AUGACGAAGGAGAAGAGAAGGAAAAGGGGCCGCGGCGUGCAGCAGCAAGUGUCCUGUAAAUAUUCCCGGGAAGGAGUCCAAAGUGACAUCAUGUCUGCUGCCACCUGUCGACUGCUGAGGACCAGUUUCGGUGCUCCGUCUGUCUGGACGUGUUCACCGAGCCCAGGUUUCUACACGAGACCCGAGUUGCGGGUCAACACUUUCAUCUCUGAGAUGGCAGCUCGGUUCAGACAGUCAGCUCAGCAGGAAGCCGAAGGAAGCGAGAAAGGUCGGCAGAGAUUUCUCUGUGAUGUCUGCGUGGAAUCCAAGCUGAAGGCCCUGAAGUCCUGUGUGGUGUGUUCCUCCUACUGCGAGACUCACCUGAAACCUCACCAGACAAAGUCCAGCCUGAGAGAGACACGAGCUGAUCGAGCCUUGGGAAGACCGGAGUUCAGGUUAUGUAGGAAGCACGACAAGCUGAUCGAGCUGUUCUGUAAGACUGACCGGGUGGGUAUCUGCAUGCUGUGCUCCAUUUCAGAGCACAAGACUCAUCAUGCUGUUCCAAUGAAAGAAUAUACUGAAAGGGAACGUGAGCUGAAGAAAAUGGAUCAUGAAAUUACAGACAUGAUCAUUGACAGAUCCUCAAAGCUUCACAACAUCUCCCUCGCAGGUGAUUAUGGCAGGAAAGAUGCAGACAGGGAGAUAGAUCGCUCCGAGGUCUUCAGGAUUCUGCAUUCAACUGUUUGGAAAGGGAAGCUUAAGUUCAUCAAUAGGAUCACGAAGAAGCAGAAAAGAGCAGAAAAACGAGCUGAAGCUGUCGUCAGAGGGCUGGAGAAGGAGAUCUCUGUUCUGAAGAGGAGGCGGACUGGCGGAGACUUCAAAAUCAGCCUACCGUCAUACGAGGGGUCUGCCGUGAGAGCUCUGGCUGAGAUGGACGAGAGGCUCAGUGAACAGAGGGAUAUGAUGUUUGAAUUGGAGCUGAAGAGGUUCCAGAAUUAUGCAGUGGACGUGAAACUGGAUCCAAACACAGCACGAUCCGGCCUCGUGCUGUCUGACGAUGGAAAGCAGGUGCACCACAGCGACGUGCAGAAGGAGCUCCCAGACAACCCGGAGAGGUUCGAUACUUUUCUCGGUGUGUUAGGACAUCGCAGUUUCCGCUAUGGAAAGUUCUACUACGAGGUGGAAGUCAAAGGCAAGACGGAGUGGGAUUUAGGAGUGGUCACCGAGUCAGUCAGCAGGAAGGGAGAGAUCACGGCGAGCCCUCAGAACGGUUUCUGGACGAUAAGUCUGAGGAAUGAAAAAGAGUUCACGGCCAACGCGGACUCUCCGGUCUCCCUGUCUCUGCAGUGGAACCCUGAAAAGGUGGGAGUGUUUGUGGACUUUGAGGACGGGCUGGUCUCCUUCUACGAUGUCAAUGACUUUACUCCGAUCUACUCUUUCAGCGAGUGCUGCUUCACGGAGAGAUUCACCCCGUUCUUUAGUCCGGGUCCGAACCACGGUGGCAAAAACGCCACGCCUCUGACGGUCACGCCUGUCGAUCCUACCGAGCACGUUUGGUAUAAAGAGAACAGAUUUGCCUCCAUUCUAUUUUAAGGCAGUUACAUAUUUGUCAUCAUUGUGUUGUUGCUGCUUAUGCUUUGAUUUCUUUACCCUUUUCAUCCAUCUGAUAUUUACAUUGGCUUGUUUUCACUGGUAUCCAGUCUGCCCAGUGUAGCUGUGCCAGCAGCUUUGACUUAAACUGUGGUCACCACACCUGAAGCCGAGGUUCUUGUAUUGGACUGAAACUGCAAAAAGGUGGAUCCUCGUUUGUUUUACUUUUGAGAUCUUUAGUAAAAUGUUUUUGAAACAUCCAAAUUCAUGAAACUAACAGCCGAUAAAUCAAAAUGAAUAAAGUUAAGGAGAGGCUGCAGUAACUCCCUCCUGCUGUGUUAUGAGUGUUGAUGUUGCAUAGUUUGUCCACCAGAGGGCACUCCGCACCUUUCUUGUUGGCAACAGGUAACAACAACCAGCUGAUCGUUUGUUGUUACCUGUUGUUAAAUUAUCGGAUCUCUGUAUCUGUUAGUUUGUGUCAGUGCCAGGAUUAACAACAACCAAU
This is a messenger RNA of Archocentrus centrarchus (flier cichlid), 2074 nucleotides long. RefSeq names its product E3 ubiquitin-protein ligase TRIM21-like. The record is from RefSeq and is a predicted model, not a curated record. The coding region runs from base 1 to 1572 and encodes 523 amino acids. The transcript is spliced from 4 exons. Lineage: Eukaryota; Metazoa; Chordata; Actinopteri; Cichliformes; Cichlidae. Gene Ontology annotation, molecular function: zinc ion binding; protein binding.